Molecule: messenger RNA, 420 nt
Organism: Ilex paraguariensis (yerba mate)
Lineage: Eukaryota; Viridiplantae; Streptophyta; Magnoliopsida; Aquifoliales; Aquifoliaceae
Source: the annotation of a GenBank genome assembly
AUGGGAUGGGGUGGAGGAGGAGAUGGGGGUAGAGAUGUUGCCGGUGGUGGGAUCAUGCAUGUGAAGGUGUUGGAGAGAGAGGCAAGCUCGCGCCAUGGGGCUACAGCUGCAUAUGAUCCUGCUGCCGAUGCAGCAAAACAAGCUGCCAACAAGGCAAAGGAGGGUGCCCAAGAAGUGAAGGAUCAUGCUGCCUCCGCUGCAGAAAAUGUGACUGAAAAAACAAAAGAAGUAGCCGGAAAGGUGUCGGAAACUGCUCAGGAUUUGGCUGGUAAGGCGAAACAGACUGCACAAGAUGCAUGGGGUUCGGUUAAGGAUACGACCCAGAAGAUAAAGGACACAGUGGCAGGCAAAGCUGAAGAAUCAAAGGAAGCCAUUAAAGAUAAUGCUGAGACUGUCAAGCGCAACGUCAAUAAUAACUAG